UUGAUCAUCGGUGUACACUCCGCUUCGACGCUUUAAAGAUACGAUACAACCAUACCAGUCUUUUUCAUUCAACAAUAAAAGUGGAUAAGAAUCGAUGUCGAAAUGAUCAUGUUUAAAAAAUUGAUUCAAAUGAUUCAGCACAUUGAAAUGAAAGUGAAAAACUAUGGGAUACCAACUGGAUUUUUGCUGUUGCGGGUGGUGGGAGCAAAAACCUAAGAUUCUGAGCUUAAGGCGUGUAAUAUUUUAUUCAGAUAUGAAAAGCUUUCCUAUCAGAUGAUAAAUUUAUAUCUUGGUUAAAUCCACUGAGCCCGGCAAAGAUAUACGUAAAAGAGCAAGAGAGGCAUGCCCUAGCUAAAUAUAUUAUUCCCCAAGGCUUUCUCUUCAUUCGUCCAUUGUCAUCCCGUAUGACUCCAUCAAAAUUGAUGCCUAUUGGAGGACUAUCUUCAGUGGAAUCAGCAGCUGAGUCUGAUAGAAGCAUUGCUGAUGCUGAGUAUUCUUUGGCCAAGGCUGGAGGACAUGAAGUGGAAUUUAAUCGUGUGAAUUGUCUAGUAUGGGUAUUGUAUGAAUCUGCUAGAAGUUUUUCCCUUGCAAUACAGACGAUCGAAUUGGCUAAAACAGGUCCCCCACUAGCAAUGGCAUGGAAUGGAGUCGAUGUGAAUGCCUGGCAUAAGCACGUUGCAUAUCAGGUUGCAGUGUAUGCUCUACUGAAAGCGGCAAUUGAGGUGGAGUUAUUUCUUUCUCACAAACGCAGCAACAACCCUUCUCCUGUUCUUGAGAUUGGUAUUGCAGGAACAAUUAUGGCUAUAAGCUGUUGUGCUGCUGUUGGGAAAUUGGGUUCGGCACGAAUUUCUUGUCCCUUAUUUUCAAAUUCAAUUGAAGAGGCAUCGAUAGAGCUUAUGACUAUGUCACACAGUCUAGUUCCUCUUGAGAAAUUGCAUCACCUAGCAACUGAGGCUGGAUUUGAAGAUAAUUUUCUUUCCCAAUUUGGAAGUAAAAUUCUUCCCAGUAAGAAUGUUGAAGAUACUGAAUUUUGGAUUGGACUGAUUCAGAGAAAGCUUUCUACUGCGUUACACAGAGAAAGUGUAACUUCAGGCAGGCACAUUAGCAAGGUUCAAGAAAGUUGUUUGAUUACUCUGGGACUUUUUGCAUAUCUAGGAAGAGAAACAAGAUUGUUCUUGUGGAGGCACCAUAUAAAAGAUCUUGAGGAACAAAUUAAAGAUUUUCUUAGUUAUUUAGAGUGUGGUAUCCCUUCCAUGUUUCCUGAAUUUUCAACCAUAUCAGAGUAUCAGCUUGUAAUGGAGGUAAUUAUCGACGAAAUUGGAUGGGUCAACUUUUAUGCUGCAUAUAACUAUCGUGUAUUCCAAGAUAGGAGAAGGUCCAAAAAUCAUCCUAUUCAGGCAGAGCAAGAAAUUAUUUUGUACACCGUUUUUACUGUAUGCUAUGAUGUGAUUUGGGGAUUCGCCCACUACAGCAAUUCAACUCAACAAGCCUUAGAUUCUAAUUUGUUAGAAUUUUUACUUAAGAGUCAGGAACUGCUAUCCACAUGUCUGGAGGACUUCUGGUCUGCUUAUGAUGGAACAGGUGACAUGCAGAAAAUAGGGGAAAGAAGUGAUCCUGACUUACCGCCAUCAUUACAAACUAAGGGAACCAAAAAUUCAUCUCUAAUAAUGGAAGCACCACAGAGGCCACCUGACUUGAUGACAAGGGGAAAGCAUCAAAAUGAAUUUAUCCAGUCUCAGGCCAAUGCUAAAAAACUUGCUGAUUUAGAUUCGUCAAAGCCCAUCCAUCAAAAUCUGCUUAGAAAAUCUACAACCAAGAUGGUAUCUGCAAGUUUUGAUAUAUGGAUGGGAACUCAGAUACUUUUUGUAGACAUCAAGUACACUCUGCGGCUUUUUACGAAGCAAUUAUGUGGCUAUAAGGUCACAAAAAGGGAAAAGAAGAAAAUUCAAACAACACUUGCUGACAUUGCCACACUCAUACCAGUUACAAUUUUAAUGCUACUUCCAGUUUCUGCUGUAGGUCAUGCAGCCAUGUUAGCAGCAAUCAAGAGAUACGUGCCAUCUUUGAUUCCUUCACCCUACUCUUCUGAACGGCUCGCAUUAAUGAAGCAAUUAAAGAGAACGAAGAAGAUGGCAAUUCAACAGAGCAAGAGCAUAGGCUAAAUUCCCUUGAAAGUUAACUAAUCCAGUAGUGAAGAUAUUAUCUACUUAACACUGUUUUGAAACAGAUGUAUUGUCCAUUAGAACAUUGUAUAGUAUUAAGAAAUAAAAUAAGUUAAAAUCGUGUCGACUGUAUUGUCAUGUCGUAUUCAUGCAAAUAUUGUGGAUUACUUAUGCAGAAUCUGUACUGUAAAUUUCACGAGUUUAAUCCUGUAUAUGAACUUGGGCAUCUUGGUCCUUUUUUCUUUUUUAAAUAAACUAUUCUCAAGGCCUCAAUUAGUCAA
Messenger RNA from Olea europaea var. sylvestris, 2443 nucleotides. RefSeq lists its product as uncharacterized. Gene Ontology annotation, biological process: intracellular monoatomic cation homeostasis. Gene Ontology annotation, cellular component: mitochondrial inner membrane. The record is from RefSeq and is a predicted model, not a curated record. The transcript is spliced from 13 exons. Lineage: Eukaryota; Viridiplantae; Streptophyta; Magnoliopsida; Lamiales; Oleaceae. Bases 405 to 2162 code for a protein of 585 amino acids.